AUGAUUCCUGGAAUAUUUCGUGAUAAGAAACCAGUGAAUAAAUCUGAAUGGGAAACGAUCAGAGGUGAAGUUAAAGAAAGACAACUCCAAAUAGAGAAUGAUUUAUUCGCUCAUACCAAACAAGUCAGCAACCUGCUUGCCGAAGAGCUUUCCAAAGUUAAUAAAGUUAAUAAAGAAGAAGUUGCUGAAAUCACCCAAAAAUAUGUCGAUCAAGUUAGACAACAAAUUAAGAAAGACGUGGAGAUACACACUGGAAUUGAUAGUCAGUUUAUUCAUUAUUUCGAUGACAAGCUUGAAAUCAUAAUGGCAUACAAUAAUUCUAUUGCUCAUUUCACUGGACUUAUUGAUCAAAAUCUUGAAACCAUUAGGAAUUUGCAUGAGGCUUGUGACCAGCUCCAUGAGCAGGCUAGCUCGUCGACCGCUUCUUGUUCUGAUUACCCUAAGGAAAUCCAAGAAUCUCUUGAAAAGGUUAUGUUUCACGAUAAAAGCAUUAGGAUUGAGAAUUUCAAAACUGUCUUCACAAUUUAG
Hyphopichia burtonii NRRL Y-1933 is the source of this 528-nucleotide messenger RNA. RefSeq lists its product as uncharacterized. The coding region runs from base 1 to 528 and encodes 175 amino acids. The record is from RefSeq and is a predicted model, not a curated record. Lineage: Eukaryota; Fungi; Ascomycota; Pichiomycetes; Serinales; Debaryomycetaceae. The transcript has a single exon.